AUGAAUUCUGAAAGUCCUUCUGUUCCAUCUCCAGAAGAAAAUGAGAACACACAUGCACCCGUUAUUGAAUCUAAUAACGAAAAUGAUAAUUCUAUUAAAAAUAAUGAAGACGAAUCUCAUAAAAGGACACACGAUGCUAUGAAUGAAGAAAUAGAAAAAAACAAUGUAGGAGGGGAAUCUGAAACUUUAGACCCAAAAAAUGAGGGAAAUGGCGCUGAUGACAACAACAACGAGGACGAAGAUGAUGAUGAAGAUGAAGAUGACGAAGACGAAGAAGAAGAAGACGAAGAGGAGGACACUAUUCACUCCAAAAGACAACGUAGAGAACGGAACAGGUAUUUGGAUAUUGAAGCCGAGGUUAGCGAUGAUGAUGAGGAUGAAGAUGAAGAUGAAGAUGAAUUAGUUCGUGAAGGAUUUAUUGCACCAUCAGGUGAGGGUGGUGAAGAAGAAGUUGAUGACACAGGUACUAACGACAGAUUACAUAGACAAUUAGAUGCGGAUAGAGAUAAAAAUACCGAAGAAGAUGCUCAAAAAUUGGCCAAAGAAUUUAGAGAAAGGUAUGGGAGAAGCUCGUCGGCUCAAUAUAGAGCAGUUGCUCAAGAUGGGUAUGUUCCGCAGCGGUUCAUGUUGCCCAGUGUUGAUACUGCAACCGUUUGGGGUGUGCGUUGUAGACCUGGUAAAGAAAAGGAACUUGUUAAGAAGUUGUUUCAGAAAAAAAUCAACCUAGAUAAAACCAUGGGUAAAAAAAGGUUGAAAAUUUUAUCUAUUUUCCAAAGAGAUAACUAUCCGGGCAGAAUAUAUAUUGAAGCCCCUAAACAAUCGGUCAUUGAAAAAUUUAUUAAUGGUGUUCCAGAUGUUUACAUUCAACAAAAACUCUUGGUUCCAGUCCAAGAGUUACCAAUGCUUUUGAAAGCUACGAAAUCUAGUGAUGUUAAAUUAGAAGAGGGCAGUUAUGUCCGUAUUAAGAGGAGUAUAUACAAGGGUGACUUAGCUGUUGUUGAUCAAAUUAGUGAAAAUAAUUUAGAGGUCAUGUUGAAAAUUGUUCCACGUUUGGAUUAUGGUAAAAGUGAUGAAAUUGAUGAGUCCACCGGGAAGAGAAGAAUGAAAAGACCAACAUUAGCCCGCAGACCUCCACAACAAUUGUUUAAUCCGACCAUGGCUCUAAGAAUGGACCCUGAAAAUUUAUAUAAGAGAGGUGAUAACUCUUUUACUUAUAGAAAUGAUGAAUUUAUCGAUGGUUACCUAUUUAAAAGUUUUAAGAUUCAGUUUUUGGAGAUUAACAACAUACAUCCGUCUGUUGAAGAAUUAUCCAGGUUUGGUAGUAAAGAUGGUGAUAUCCAAUUGAGUGCAAUUUCACAGAGUUUGAAAAAGGCACAAGCUGCAAGGGCCAUUUUUCAGCCUGGUGACCGGGUGGAGAUUUUGAAUGGUGAACAACGUGGCUCUAGGGGUAUUGUUUCCACUGCGUCUUCUAGAUCUAUUGUUAGUAUUAAAUUGCCACAGUUUCCCAAGACUUUGGAAUUCCCAAUUUCCUCUUUACGGAAAAUUUUCGAAGCUGGUGACCAUGUAACCGUAGUCAGCGGUGAUAAUGCUGGCGAUGCAGGUUUAGUGUUGGCUAUUGAUAACGGACAAGUUACUUUUGUGUCUGAUCAAACAAGGGAGAAUAUAACCAUUACAUCCAACAACCUAAGUAAGUCUGUGGAUUCUACACCUACCUCUGCGGAUUAUGCAUUGCAUGAUAUUGUAGAAUUGAGCUCGAAAGGCGUUGCCUGUGUUAUUCAAGCCGGUCAUGAUAUUUUUAAAGUCAUGGAUGAUUCAGGAAAGGUUUCUAGUAUUACCAAAAGUUCUAUUCUGAACAAAAUCAACACUUCGCGUGUUAAGGUUGCAUCUGUUGAUUAUAAUGGUAGAGAAAUUAAGAUUGGUGAUACAGUUGUAGAAAAAGUCGGUGCCCGUAGAGAGGGCCAAGUUUUGUAUAUACAUGGACAAAAUGUUUUCAUAUUGUCCAGAAGCUUGUCUGAAAACUCGGGUGUGUUUGUGGUUAACACUAUGAAUCUUGAAUCUUUAGUAUCCAAAGAAUCUGCGCCAUCUCUAGAUUUGUCCAAGAUGAAUCCCGAUGUUAUUGCGAAAAUGGGGCCACCAAAGUCGGCAACUCAUGAAAAACAACAACAGGUUAGGUUUGGACGUGAUGUUGCGUUUGGUAAAACAGUCAGAAUUAGAUUGCCAGGUUAUAAAGGCCAGUUAGGUAUUGUCAAAGAUGUCAAUGGAGACAAAGCUACUAUAGAAUUACAUAGUAAAAGCAAGCAUAUUACAGUAGACAAAAGGAAGUUAAUUUAUUAUAAUAACGAAGGUGGGGAAGGUAUUUUGUAUGACGAAUUAGUUAAUAGACGCGGUAGAUUACCACUAUCUGCAAGCUCUGGUGGUAGAGGAAGAAAUGGUAUUUCAUCUGGGCCAAGCUAUGUUAGCAACGGUUUGCCAACUGGACCUGCUUCAAUGGUGACAAAUAAUAGUAUUGGUGCUGCUACACCUGGUUGGAGUGGUAGUUCUUUGGGUGGUGGUAAAACACCUGCAGUUAACGCUGGUGGUGCAACAUCAACAAUGGGUAACGGUGGUGCCAGUGCAUGGGGUGGUGCUUCUACAUGGGGUGGUGCUUCUACGUGGGGUGGUGCUAAAAAUAGCAACGUUGGUGGAGGUUCCUCUGCUUGGGGUGGUAAUAACGGAGGUACAUCUACAUGGGGUGGUAAUGCUUCAACUUGGGGUGGUGGGAAUAAAUCAGCUUAUGGUGGUGCUUCUUCAUGGGCGUCUAAUGAUGGAGAUGGAUCUGUUUCCACUUGGGGUGGAAGAUCUAGUUAUGGUGGAAAUAAUUCUACAUGGGGAGGCCAAACAAAUUCCAACGGUAAUGGCAACACAUCGGCAUGGGGUAAUAAAUCGGCAUGGGGUAGCAGCAAUAAUGGUAUUAAUAAUGGCAAUAACAAUAGAGGUGGGUCUUCAACUUGGGAAAGUGGUUAA
Saccharomycodes ludwigii is the source of this 3003-nucleotide messenger RNA. RefSeq names its product transcription elongation factor SPT5 (gene SPT5). The record is from RefSeq and is a predicted model, not a curated record. Gene Ontology annotation, molecular function: structural constituent of ribosome; mRNA binding. NCBI's taxonomy places the organism in Eukaryota, Fungi, Ascomycota, Saccharomycetes, Saccharomycodales, Saccharomycodaceae. Gene Ontology annotation, biological process: transcription elongation by RNA polymerase II; regulation of transcription by RNA polymerase II; translation. Gene Ontology annotation, cellular component: ribosome; DSIF complex. Bases 1 to 3003 code for a protein of 1000 amino acids. The transcript has a single exon.